This is a messenger RNA of Dioscorea cayenensis subsp. rotundata (Guinea yam), 2240 nucleotides long. RefSeq lists its product as uncharacterized. Gene Ontology annotation, biological process: rRNA processing; UDP-N-acetylglucosamine biosynthetic process. The record is from RefSeq and is a predicted model, not a curated record. Gene Ontology annotation, molecular function: ribosome binding; UDP-N-acetylglucosamine diphosphorylase activity. Gene Ontology annotation, cellular component: ribosome. The transcript has 11 exons. Lineage: Eukaryota; Viridiplantae; Streptophyta; Magnoliopsida; Dioscoreales; Dioscoreaceae. The coding region runs from base 92 to 2071 and encodes 659 amino acids.
AUCAUUAAAAUCUCUUGAAGCUUAUUGCAUGAUUUACUGUUUCACCAUACUAGUCAUGCACGAAAAUCAUUGUUGAUGAAUUGGAGCUCCAAUGCACCUCUCAUGGCUUCUCUCCGCUCCCUCUCCAUCGUCGCUACUCCCUCAUCAUCGACCUCCCUUCUCUCUCCCUCCUUGCAGUCCACUCAGGACUCGGUUUUUCGUUCUCUUCCCCUCGCGCUGCAUCCCCAUCCCUGGCCUCCUCUCCGUUCCCAGGUUUCGGGCCAUUGCUGAAGCGGUUGAUAAGGCAGAAGGAGAAGAAUUUGAUAGGAAAGAUUCCGACUUUAUCAACGUUGGGUACAUCUGUGCUGCUCAUGGGCUCGAAGGGGAACUCCGGGUGAAACCCAGUACGGAUUUUCCUGAACUUCGAUUCUCCAAGCCGGGGAAGAGAUGGCUGAGAACUCGGAUUACAGGGAAAGAGUUGAUUUCAGAAGUGGAACUCACUGGGGGUAGAGCUCAUCCUGGUCAGAAGAGUUGGAUUAUUAGUCUUCAUGGAAUUGAUACUGUUGAGAAGGCAAAACAAAUGGUUGGAUCAACUUUGUUAGUGAGAGAAGGUGACAGGCCAGAACUUGAUGAAGAUGAGUUUUACACUCCUGAUCUUUUCAACAUGAGAGUGUUUCUGAAGGAAACUGGCACACUGGUAGGGACAGUGGUUAAUGUCGUCAAUACUGGGGCUAAUGAUGUACUACAGGUCAGAUGUCAUUCAACUGGAGAAGGAAUUGAUUGGUUAAAUUCUACAAAGCCAGAGUCAAGUGCUUCCGGUCACCUUGUAUGGAUUCCAUUUGUUGAAGCCAUCGUUCCUCAUGUAGAUAUGGACAAUAGAGAAAUGUGGAUUACACCUCCAAAGGGGCUUCUAGAGCUCAAUUUACAUUCUGAUCCAAGAUCUAAGAAAGAAAGACGCCAGCUGGAGUGGAAGCAGAGAAAGAAAAUUAAAUAUCGUGUUAUAUCUGCAAAAAGGAAGCUGAGUGAAUUGGGGCAGAACCAUGUACUGGAAGGUUUAAAAAUUGGAGAAAAAGACCAAAGGAGAUUUCUCGCAGGUCAAAUCGCAGAAAUCAAUUUCAAAUUGCUUCAGUGUUCAUUAGAAAGUAUCAGAACACCUAUUGAAAGAUAUGACUUGCCCAAGUUUAUUGAUGCUAAUUCAGCUGGAUUAAUGAAGAGUGCAUUUAAAAUCUCUCAGAAAUGCCUUGAUAGUUGCAAAAGUGAUGCGGAGAACAGCAUUCAUUAUGGUUUGUAUGAAGCAGGACUCCAACUUCUUAGAGAAUCAAAAGUUGCUACCAUUAUUCUACUGAAUGACAAUUCAGGAAAGUAUUCUGAGUCUGUUGAUGAUAAAUUGAAGUCUAAGAUCAUCCUGCUUCAAAAGUUGCUUCUUGACUGCAAGAGUGUGUUGAAGAUGAAAGAAGAUAUAUUUCCUCUCAUUCUGAUUUCUCCAGCACAUGAGAUCCAGUCAUAUGCGCAAAUUUUUUUGUUGGAGAAUGACUACUUCGGUUUUAGCAGUCAAAAGAUUUGGUUGUUGGAAGAAGAGAAGCUGCCUGUUGUUGGCAUGUGCCCAAAUGAAAAUACUCACAAAAUCUUGCUGAAAUCUCCAUGGGAUAUAAUCCAGUAUCCAGUUGGUGCUGGUGGAGUCUUCAGUUUACUCUCAUCGGACAAACUUAUAGAUGGACUUAGUGAGAUAGGUGUGGAGUAUGUCCAGAUAUGUAGUUUGUCUAAAAGAUCGGCCAUCGCUCAUCCCUUGUUCUUGGGUUUAGUUAAUUCGCGCAAUGCGAACACAGGGAUUAAAAUCUUCGACAGAAACAAAGGAGAUGGUGAGUUUGAUGGGGUAUUCUCAUUGUCAAGUCUAAAGAACAUCUGCAAACAAACAAACAAACUUCAGUUCAAUGUUUCUGAGGAACAGCAUGAACAUGUUGAGUUGGUAGACAAGGAAUGGAUCGAAGUACGACCCGAUGUACCCAAUGCAUACCAUUUUCAUUGCUCCGUUUACAGCUUUCUUAAUACUUGUUCUCUUGAUGAUAUGUGUCUUAUGCACAUUUUGGAUUAAAUCUUUUUAGAGGAAAUCCUAUUACUUCUGUUGAUGUGAGUUCCUAACUUUACCGAUUUUAUGUAUUUCUGAAGUUGGCAGGACCAUAUCAUACUAUGUAUUUAUUCCUCAAAUUUGUUUUGUUGCUGGUAUUUGCAGUUGAAACUUUAACAUGUAUUUUUUCAGGAUA